CCUCAUAUAUAAGCUAACCCUCAGGCAGGCCUCUUCUCCAAGCAAUCGCUCAAGUUCACAAAAGCAUUUUCUUACUUCUGCAUUCUGAUCAUAAGAAAGAUGGUUCUCUCAAAGACGGCCUCAGAAUCCGAUGUAUCAGUUCACUCCACGUUCGCCUCUCGCUACGUCCGCAGUUCGUUUCCCAGGUUUAAGAUGCCAGAAAACUCGAUACCAAAGGAGGCUGCUUACCAGAUAAUAAACGACGAGCUGAUGCUGGAUGGGAACCCAAGGCUCAACCUCGCAUCUUUCGUGACCACGUGGAUGGAGCCUGAGUGCGAUAAGCUCAUCAUGGACUCCAUCAACAAGAACUAUGUCGACAUGGAUGAGUACCCCGUGACCACUGAGCUCCAGAAUCGUUGCGUAAAUAUGAUAGCACAUCUUUUCAACGCACCACUUGGUGAUUCGGAAGCCGCAGUGGGUGUUGGAACAGUGGGAUCUUCGGAGGCGAUAAUGCUAGCAGGCCUUGCAUUCAAGAGGAAGUGGCAAAACAAGAGGAAAGCCGAAGGGAAGCCUUAUGAUAAGCCCAACAUUGUCACUGGGGCCAACGUUCAGGUGUGCUGGGAAAAGUUUGCAAGGUACUUCGAGGUAGAACUGAAGGAAGUGAAGCUGAGAGAAGGCUACUACGUGAUGGACCCUGUCCAAGCCGUGGAACUCGUGGACGAGAACACCAUCUGUGUAGCUGCAAUUCUUGGUUCAACACUCAACGGUGAAUUCGAGGAUGUGAAGCUCCUGAAUGAUCUCUUGCUCGAGAAGAACAAGGAAACUGGGUGGGAUACUCCGAUCCAUGUCGAUGCUGCCAGUGGCGGAUUUAUAGCUCCUUUCCUUUACCCCGAGCUUGAGUGGGAUUUCCGGCUUCCCCUGGUGAAGAGCAUCAACGUCAGCGGGCACAAGUAUGGUCUCGUUUAUGCUGGCAUUGGGUGGGUUAUCUGGAGGAGCAAAGUGGACCUCCCUGAGGAACUCAUCUUCCACAUCAACUAUCUUGGAGCCGAUCAACCCACCUUCACUCUCAAUUUCUCGAAAGGUUCGAGUCAAAUAAUUGCACAGUAUUAUCAAUUGAUCCGCUUGGGACAAGAAGGCUACCGCAAUGUGAUGGAGAACUGUCGCGAGAAUGCAAUGGUGCUGAAGGAAGGGCUGGAGAAGACUGGGCAUUUCAACAUCGUGUCGAAGGAUGAUGGGGUCCCGCUGGUGGCCUUCUCCCUCAAGGACAACAGCCGCCACGAUGAGUUUGAGAUCUCCGAGAUGCUGAGGCGGUUCGGUUGGAUCGUGCCAGCCUACACCAUGCCUGCGGAUGCACAGCACAUCACUGUGCUCCGCGUGGUGAUCAGGGAAGACUUCUCUAGGACCCUCGCUGAGCGCCUUGUGAUCGACAUCACCAAGGUGAUCCAUGAACUUGACGCCCUCCCGGCCAAGGUCAAGGCCAAGAUGAGUGCCUCGCAAGAAAAUGGAAGGAAUGGCGUAGUCAAGAAGACCGAGAUGGAGACGACGAGGGAGAUUACGGAAGCGUGGAAAAAGUUUGUCCUGGCUAGGAAGACUAACAAGAACACGAUAUGUUGAAUUGACUGAAGAAGUUGUCUGCCCCGACCGUAUUAAUUCCUUGGCUUUUUUUUUUUGGGUGGUGCUUCAUUCUUGGUCAUUUUGGAACUAGUGAGCCCACCAUUUUAAUGAUGAAUAGUAUUCCCAAUACUUUGGGAUCGUUUGUCCAAUGAAUAAUUCGAUUAGUGUGAUAUUCUUGGUUAUUAUAUGAAUGGAGAAGGAUGAGUCUUCUCUCUUGUUGUCUA
Messenger RNA from Punica granatum (pomegranate), 1817 nucleotides. Lineage: Eukaryota; Viridiplantae; Streptophyta; Magnoliopsida; Myrtales; Lythraceae. The record is from RefSeq and is a predicted model, not a curated record.